Messenger RNA from Astyanax mexicanus (Mexican tetra), 10152 nucleotides. It is a transcript of the gene amot, whose product is annotated as angiomotin. NCBI's taxonomy places the organism in Eukaryota, Metazoa, Chordata, Actinopteri, Characiformes, Acestrorhamphidae. The transcript is spliced from 13 exons. The coding region runs from base 3037 to 6129 and encodes 1030 amino acids. The record is from RefSeq and is a predicted model, not a curated record. Gene Ontology annotation, cellular component: lamellipodium; plasma membrane; bicellular tight junction. Gene Ontology annotation, molecular function: signaling receptor activity; protein binding. Gene Ontology annotation, biological process: actin cytoskeleton organization; regulation of cell migration; angiogenesis.
GCUCCCUAAUGAUUCUUUAUUGGCCACAGUUUAAAACAAGCCAUGGCUGAAUUUUCAUGUAUCAAAGGAAGCAUAUUCUUGUUUUCCCCCUACUAGUGUCUGGGGGGGCUAAAUUGGAUAAAGAUUUUUUAAAGAGUGAGAAUUAGCAGCGUACAGUCAUUUUUGAGUAAUUAUCAUCAUUACCAUUUAUCAGAAUUCAAAUGAAACUGUGCUGCACUGUAUGAACAGUUCUUGUUUGUUCUCAUUUAUCAGCACACUGUAGUCACAAUUUAACCCAAACAGAAGGCCUCUUUGGAGCCUAAAACUGUUUAAAAGUCUUGUCAUGGCUGAUUUAUUGCUUUUAAAGUCAUGGGUUUUCCAGAGGAAGUAGCUUGCCCUCUGUUCUUUUUGCCUUUUGAACUUGUCUGGCACAGUGUGGCCCAGGCUUUUUUGGCACUCCUCCUGAAGCUGCUGGCUCUGUAUCACUCUCUCGGCCUGUGUGGCCCUUCUUCUUCUACGUUCUUGCUCUCCUUUCCUCUCUCUCUCUUUCAUUCUUUCUCUUUCUGAUAGGUUGAGCAGAGGCCAACGCUGGCCUACACCUGUGCCCAGCGCUCGUGUUGUUCUUGGCUCCCCUGAGCGACUGGCUAUUUGAUGUAAGAGGGCUGAGGCGGUUAGUGAGAAAAUGAAGCUGGAGUGGCUGCCAGGUGUUUGAAAAGCAGUCCAGGUGCUUGGACUCCGUAUCUGAGAACUACAUCUCUGUCACCUGUCGUUGGAUUAUUUUACCUUGCAGAGCAGGUGGCAAUUCUGUCCAGGAGGAAUUUGACUUUACCAUCCUUUUUGUCCGUUUUAAGCAAUGCGUUUAGUGCUGGCGCCAGGAAUAUCAUCAUAAUGCUAAUGGACUGAAUUGACCUCUGCUCCACAGGUUACUGUUAUUGCCAGCAACAAAAAAGCUUGUAAUUGUAUUAUUUAUAGCUUGUUAAAACAAGCAGUGAAACUUUAUCUGAAGUGCGUGUCAUAAAAUUACAAUAAUUUAUGUUUGUAAUUAGGCAUUUUUAUUAUAAUUUAAAGAACUAUUUGAAUAAUUACUGUUGUGUAGAAAUAAGCUGAUCCAGUCGUUUUGCUACCACUUUUCAAUCCCUUAAUCCUUAUGAUUGGCAGAUAACAGUCUUUUUGCGUGCAUUUUCUCUGAAUCUUCAGACCAUUUAGUAACACUUAGCAACCAUGGGCUCCUCUAAGCAACUGUCUGAAGCUCUGAAAACAAAGGUGAUUGAAGACCACAAGGCAGGGGAAUGCUAAUAGAGCAUUGUCAAGUGUUUUCAGCAUGUUUUCUACAAUAAAUGUUACUUUUUUUUUUUUAUUACAUUUUUGUAGUUUUGCAAUAUAUGUCAAUUCAGGAUUCAAGGAGAUUUUAUUGUCAUUCGCAUCACAUGUGGUACAUGAAGUGGAACGAAAUUGAUCUCACGAUCCAGUUUACACCCAAGAGCUGUUAUUAAAAUAGAUAAUAUAGAUAAAAUAAGAUAACAAAAUAAAAUAACACAAUAAAAAAUAGAAUAGAACAAAAUAGAUAAAGAUAAAAACACAAAAAAAUAAAUAGGGAGAGUAGGCAGGUAGCAGCAACAUGAAGUCCAAGUGCAAGUUUUUCUAUAGCAGCAUGAUGGUGUGAACUAAGUGCAGUACAAUAUAAAGUGUCUCAGUGCGGUUUAAGAUGACCGUGUUUGUAAACAGUAGUUUGUCCUUGUAAAGUGACGGUGCAGGGUGUUUUUUAGGUGGAGUUUAAGAGUCUUUCAGCUUCCGGAAUGAAGCUGUUUCUCAUUCUGAUCGUUUUGCACUUGAUGCUCCGCAGCCUCCUGCCUGAGGUAAGCGGGACAAAAAGUGCAUGUGCUGUGUGGGUGGGAUCCUUCCUGAUGCAGUUGGCCCUUUUUAUCCAGCAUGUCAUCAUAUUAAUAGUCCAGACUAAGAUUAGAGUAAAAUAAAUAAUUCCAUUAGAGUGAAAUAAGUCUAAAUACCAUUUAAAUACCUCCUUAUUUUCAGAGGUUUCAAAUCCAAAAAAGAACACUAAUGGAUAAAGAAUAAAGAAAGUAAAGUAGCUAGAGGAAGAGUGAGAUGAGGGAGAAGGAAGGAGAAAGAGGGGCUAGUUGAAACUAAAUGUGCACAAUUUGAAAAUUAAAUGUUCAAAUGUAAUCCCAUAUAUCAUUUGAAAUGUAAUUACUGAACAAAUAAGGAUUAAGAAAACAUUCAGUCUGCAUUAACAUAGAUAAGCAGUUCUAGUUUGGUCAUGAUAAUCAGCGUGCUGUACAAUCACUAAUUCAAUCUAAACAGGCGAACAGUUUGUGAGAAGAACAGUUUUCCUUUCCACAAAGUGAAUAUCUAACAUUCUUAAACUUCUGUUUGGCCUAGAUCCUGUUUUCCGCAGUAAUCUAAUCGGAUUUUGUUUGAGCUCCUUUUAUUCGUUGUGUGUCAACAAACUGGAUUCACAGACUUUGUGUAAACAGAAGAACAUUCCUCACGUACUGUGCCCUUUUAGGCUAAGCCUGGCUAAUUACUUCGAGCACACCUUAGUUAUUCACUUUCGAUAGUUCUCCUUUUGUUGAUGAAAUGCCCAAGCUCUGAAUUGGUCAUAUUUCAGGAUGUGUAUUUCCCACCCGGUACAUAACGAAGAGUGAUUAGGGAGCCUAUUGGCAGCAGUGGUUACAGCAGCAGGUUGGUAUGAGGGUGUGGAGAAGAUCCUGGCUCAGCUCCAGGUUCACCUGUCCUUACAGCCACACCUGGAGGAAUGUGGAAGGUAGCGAAGUGCAGCAAACGGCAGUGCCAUCAGUGGGACAGAAAGAGUGGAUUCAGUCGGAGGUAGCACGCUUACCCAAAAGUGGAAUUUUGACGUAUCUGCAGCAUCGUGGAUCAGAGGAAUAUUGACAGUUUAGUUGCUGGGCGUUCGAGAGCUCGCGGACCGCCUCUGCAUUUUGGAGCGCCUCGAAGAGCUUCUGGAGAGCGAGCCAGGCCAGUGCCAGCACCAUGAGCAGCUGCCAGUGAACCACGACUCCAACUACAGCAGCUACACAGAUGUUUCGGAAAAAAGCCUCAUCCUCCUUGAGAAUGCGGAGAAUAUCAGAAAGCAAUAGAUGGAGCACGGACCGGGGGCGAAGCUCCUCCUUCCAUGAGGUCGGUGGCGCACGCGAGUCGGAGAUGAGGGCAGCAGCCUCUGUUUCCGAAGAGACCUCGGCCAGUAGCGGCGGUGGUCACACCGUCCUACAGCGCCUCCUGCAGGAGCAGAUGCGCUAUGGCGAAAGCCGGAACUACCUCGCCUUGCAACAGCAGCAGCAACAACAGCAGCAGCAACAUCAACAUCAACAGCAGCAGCAUCAACAACAGCAACAGGGUCCAUUGAGCGGAUACCCAGGUCCAGGAGGCCCAGGGGACGAGCACUCAAUGGUCCCCCACAUUGCACGGCAGGAGCCGCAGGGCCAGGAGCUGCAAGUGGACAGUGGUAUGGAGAAGCAGCUCAACCCCCGAGCCGGAGGAGGAAGCGGCGGCACGUCUGGGGGAGGCUGCAUCACCGGACAGGGGCCAAACCCUGAGGAUCUACCAUCCUACGAGGAGGCCAAGGUGCAGUCACAGUAUUUUCGUGGCCACCAGCCUCCACAGCCUCAGCAGCCACAGCUUGGUGCUGCCUUCUAUGUGACUGGCGUUUCCAACCCCAAGGUGCGGCCCCCGGAGGGCCGACCCGCAGUACAGCGCAUCAGUACAGGCAAGGUGCACCAGGAUGAUGGGCUUAAGGACCUAAAGCAGGGACAUGUGCGCUCGCUUAGUGAGAGGCUCAUGCAGCUCUCGUUGGCCACAAGCGGCGUUAAAGCCCACGCGCCCGUCACCAGCGCUCCUCUGUCACCUCAGCUGCCCCCACCCGGGCCCCCAGGAGACUACUAUAAGCCUGCAGGUCACAGGGGCCCGCCACCGGACUAUCCAUUUAAAGGCAUGCCGUCACCACCCAAACAGCCACAGCAGCACCAUCACCAGCCACCGCACCAGGAGAUGGGGCACUACUUCCCAGACCAUCGUCCUGCAGGCCAGCAGGGCAGAGGAGAGGUGCCUCAUGUCCGAUACCAGCCACCACCUGAGUACGGAUCCUUCCGCUCCAGCAAGGAAGGCUCGGUCCACUCUCAGAGGCCCAUCCAUCACCACAGCCCCACCUCCUCUGUCACCUCAGUGGGCUCACUUUCGCGUGCCCAGUCCUCCACCCUCAGCAGCCUCUUGGCUUCCUCCCAUCCUCUGCCGCCCAUGGUUCACCAAGGUGAGCCACCUUUCUCUAUGGGGCCACGGAGCCCACAAGGACCAGGUUCCCACCAGGGAGAUCCGUACGGCCUGGGUCACCCACCGCCCCACCAUCGUGGCCAUGGCUUCCCCCAAGACCCUUAUGGCUCUGCUCCCAGGGGUCUCCACAUACACCAGCACCAAUUUCACCCACAAGGGCCCCAGCAGCAGCAGCAGCAGCAUCAGCAACAGCAGGGCCCUGGGCAGCACUUCCCUCACCCACAUCCAGUCCAGGGUGACCCCUAUGCCUUACUGGCUCGAGCCCAGCAGAUGGUGGACAUGCUUACAGAGGAGAACCGGCACCUCAAGCAGGAGAUGGAGGUGUGCGGAGAGAAAGUAUCCAAACUGCAGAAGGUAAGAAAUUUGGAGUCUGAGAUUCAGCUGGUGUCUGAAGCGUACGAGAACCUGGCAAAAUCGUCCUCUAAGAGAGAGGCCCUGGAGAAGACCAUGAGGAACAAGUUGGAACUAGAGGUGCGCAGGCUGCACGACUUCAACAGGGACCUGAGAGAACGAAUGGAGACCGCCAACAAGCAGCUAGCAGCCAAAGAAUGUGAGGGCACGGAGGACAACCGCAAAACCAUCUCACAGCUUCUGGCUCAGAACAAAGAGACUCAGCGAGAAAAGGAGAAAGUUGAGAUGGAGAUGAACGCGUUGCGCUCCACCAACGAGGACCAGCGCAGACACAUCGAGAUCCGAGACCAGGCGCUGAACAACGCUCAGGCUAAAGUAGUCAAACUGGAGGAGGAGCUAAAGAAGAAACAGGUCUACGUGGAGAAGGUGGAGCGGAUGCAGCAGGCUCUGGCUCAGCUACAGGCUGCAUGUGAGAAGAGAGAGCAGUUAGAGCACAGACUCCGCACGCGACUGGAGAGAGAGCUGGAGUCGCUCAGGAUGCAACAGAGGCAGGGGGGUCAGCAGAACCCGGUGGGUCCUGAGUACAGUACCACAGCUCUGAUGGAGCACCUGCGGGAAAAGGAGGAAAGGAUCCUGGCUCUGGAGGCUGACAUGACCAAAUGGGAGCAGAAGUAUCUGGAGGAGAGCGUCAUGAGACAGUUUGCUCUGGAUGCAGCUGCUUCUGUUGCCACACAGAGGGACACUUCCACUGCCAUCAUCAGCCACUCGCCCAGCAGCAGCUACGACACUUCAGUGGAGGCACGCAUCCAGAAGGAGGAGGAAGAGAUCCUGAUGGCUAAUCGCCGCUGCCUGGACAUGGAAAGCCGCAUCAAGAACCUGCACGCGCAGAUCAUAGAGAAGGACGCCAUGAUUAAGGUUCUGCACCAGCGCUCGCGGAAGGAGCCGGGCAGUAAGGGCGAUGGUCCGUCCACCAUGCGCCCUUCCAAAUCCCUCAUGUCCAUCGCCACGGGCACGGGCGGCUCCAGCGGCUCUGGCCUGCUCUCACAUUCACUUGGACUGAGCGGCAGCAGCCCCAUCACAGAGGAGCGCAGAGAGGACCGCAGCUGGAAGGGCAGUCUCGGUGUUUUACUCGGGCCGGAGUUCAGGGGUGACUCUUUGAGGACAGAGUCCAUCUCCUCCUCUCCGUCUCCAGUGCUGCCCUCCACUCCCAUGCCAGCCGCCACUCACUCUAAAACAGGCAGCCGUGACAGCUGCACUCAGACGGAUAAGAGUCAGGAGACAAGCAAGCCCAGCACGCCAUUGCUGCAGAGCAUAGCAAACAACCGCAUCACAAGCCCGAGUCCUGUGUACAUUCCCGACCGCAUCGCAGAUGUUCCAGUGUUCCACAGCAGCACUCUAGAGAGGAGAGCCCCUGUGCAGUCCCUUCCUCAACCGCCCCUCCCUCAGUCAAUGCCACAGCAGGACGUGGACAUUGAGAUGGUGGAAAUACUGAUUUGAACUGUGUAAAAUAUGUAAAUAUAUAUAUACACACACAUGCGCGCGCACACAAAAAAGACAUGCAACAGGUGAAGGAUUUCUUUGAUCAAGUCUUUAUUGGGGGACACUGAUGGUGUGUUGAAAUGCACUAAAGUUUUAGUGAUAUUUUACUCCUUGUACAGAUGAAAGUCUCAGCAUCCAGUAUCAGCUAUGAAUAACUAACGUUUUUGUACAGUAUUCUCUGGCGACAUUUUCUUCCACCAGAGUUUAGGACCAAAUGUAUUUCCAACCGAUUUUUGCAUUUAUUGCACUACUUUUUUUAUUUUAUUUUAUUUUUUAGCUUCUAAUAUUAUUAGACUAGAAAAUUUGUUUGUGUAGUGCACAUAUACCAAUGUUACAAUCUUGGCACUUGAGUACACGAUGGUAUGGUAACUAGCGGAAAAGGUGUUACAUGUAAAUACUGUAUCUAUAUACUGUAAGACAUGUAAGAUAGAACUGAAUAUUUAGGGGCUUGUGAACUAAACUAGGCACUCUGAGUGGAGGAAUGUGAUUAUGAAGAGAACUGACCUGUCCAUGUUUUGCCCACAGAUGCGUUCUUCUAUAGCAACUGCAGCUAUUUUGCUCACAAAAGAAACUUAUGCUGAUGCAAAUGCAUACAAAGUGUGUCUAGUACCUGUAAAGAAAAACUGUCAAUAGUUUAUAACUCAACAGCUCAAUAUACUGACCCCAAUAAUGCUACAGUACCACAUUACACAAAGUGCUGGGGACAGAAACGCAGUGGGAGAUGGGGAAUGGGCUCAAACUCCAAAAGUGCCCAAACACAACAAAUUACAUAUUUAAUCACUAAAUAUCAGUACUUUCCACAUUUAAACAACAUCUAGACAUUUAAACGCCUUUUAAAUGUCAUGUUCAGCGGUUUCUAUCAUUGUUAGGGAUGAAGCACAUGGCAGAAAUAAUCGUUGACUAGUUGACUAAUCGGAAAAAUUAAUUAUUAGAUUAGUCGACUACCAGAAUAAUCAUUAGUUGCAGCCCUUGUCACAAGUUACUACCAUUACUUUUGGAAUAAGCAGUGAAUUAAGCAGGUGUCAUAAUAUCCUUGUCCAUAUAGUGUAGAUUUUCAUUUCGUUUAUUAAUUCUUCUUUAUUAGUGAGUAGUAGGUAAGUGAUCAGACAGUUCUUGAAGUUGAUGUUGAAAGCAGAAGUGUAAAGAUCUAAGCUAACUGUGAUGGCUGCAGUAAGAGCUUCCCCAAAACACCAGGGCCCAUAUUUAUCAAAAGUAAGACAAGUUUACUGAACUGAAUUAAACAGCUUAUGAGAGUCUUAGGAUCUUAGAACAGUACUUUUACUCUGAGAUGGUGCUUGAUAAAUGAGGUUCCGGGUCUGGAAGGGUGUUUCCUGUAUGCAGUGGUCAUUACCAAACAAAAAAAGAUACAAGGAAGGAUGUCCAGCAAACAGUGACAGCGUCAUGUAUGAUCAAGCCUUAUUGUCGAUGUGCGUAGAGCUCCUUCAGAGCUGUUCUAGCUAAAGUUCUGUAAAGCUUGAAUCUUGCAUCAGUAGUUAUUAAAGAUCGCAGUUGUGGGCAGGGUAUAGACAGGUCAACCGGACCAUCACGAUCGCUCUGUGGUCCAGAAUCUUCUGUUGCCGUGUAUGCAAAAAGUCCAAUGACCCAACUGGUUUUGGGUUGGCUUGUGUAAGUGUGUGAUGUGAGAGAAUUCAUGGGUUUGGGGUUUACAAAGCACUACAAACUGUCCUUCAUUCCACUUGAGCUGCAGCGGCCUUGCUACACCUUUCACAGAAAAAGCACCACAGGUCUUAUUGUGGUGUAGAUAGAGGUUCCUGUCAUGCUUUCCAUUUCAGUCUCCUUUCUUUUUUAUCCUUUAUACUCGGGUUACAGCCAGAGCUGUAUUAUGUAUGAGAGAUCAAGGUUUAUUUCAUAGUGUUUGUUUUUUUAUUUCCUCUGUUUCCACUAAAAGGGCUUUUAGUCUUCUAAGACACUUGAAACCAGUUUUUUUUUCUUUUCUAUUAGGCAACUUUAGAACCUAGGAGCUGUGAGAAUGGGAAAAGAUACCAGGUACCCAAAAGUGAGUGGGGGUAGUGUAGGUACCAUGCAGUGGAAAAGCCUAAUUACCUUGUGACUGAAGGUUACAGGAAAGCAAAUGUGAUCAUUAGCUAGUUAAUAUCUCAGAGUAAAACGCAUAAAAUCAUAAACAUAACUUUACUGAUUUUGCUGCUGAGCAAAAACCCAUUUACGUUAACUGCAUGUCACUGUCUGCCAAGUGGAACUAAUGCUGUGAUACUGGCUCAGUAUUGUUUGGUGAAUCUAGAAAGAAGGUGUUAAUGUUGACUUGAUGUAAAAUUAUAUUCACAAAGCUGCCCAUCUUAAAACUAGUUAUUUUUAAAAGUCUUUUUCAACCAUCAUUUCAAGCAUCCUAGACCAAAGAAAUGUUAGAUUUGGUCAACAUAUUUACAACUACAGUAAGUGUUUGCAAUAAAGCUGUGCAUUAUUGCAGUUCCCCACAGGAACUGAACAAAGUUAUAAACAUUUCAGCAACAUUUUGAAAUACCUCUCUGUCUUAUUGUACAUAGUAACUCAACACAAGAGUAUGUUGUUGUGGAUAGCCUUAAGCAGUGCCUUAGAAAUAGGUCUGCCUGCUAUAUUUAAAACAUUUACGUUUAUGUAAAGAUUCAGAGUUCAGUCAUCCAGAGUCCAGUUAUACAAUCUAUAAAAUAUUAGAAACGCCCAAUUGCACCAUAUAUUUUAAGUAUCAGUCCUAAAUUAUAAUUGGUGCAGCUUGAUAUAUCAGUACUUUCGCACAAAACAUUUAACUUUACAGAUGAAGCAGUCUCAAUUUAAAAAGCUUCCAUUUUAAGUUAUUUUGGGGAAUUUUUGUUGGUCUAUUUAUAGACACAUUAGAUUUUAUGAAAAAGGCCAAAUUAAAAAAAGAAACGCAAAUAGAGUGGCAGAGAUAAUAUAUUGCACAUGACAUCAGUAAUAUGUAAAUGUAGCACACAAUCAUCCCGAAUCAUCCCCUUUUUUUGUGAAUAGAAGUCUACAGCAAGAAACUGAUUAGUGGAAAGUAUUUCUCAAACUGGUACUAGACAUUUCCUGCCCAGUGGGUUUAGAAUGUAGAAGUGAUCUGUUCUUUUACUAUGCAGGCAAGUAAAUCAUUCCAGUCCAAAUGCGUCUCAUGCCUCAUUCUGGACUCCUUCUAGAAGUUGCACAAUAAAACAUUUCCAGUAGUUGUGGACAAUGGACCUAAGAGCUGUGGACGGAGUCUUGGGUGGGACCAGUGACUGCGAGCACAUUUAGAACUGCACAGUACGUUUUUAGCAAAAAGUACUUUCAGGAAAACAAGAACCACACCAGCAUUGCCUCCUUUAAGAAAAGUGCCUUAAGUUUGUGACAUUUCAGCAUACUCUUGAUUAUAAAUGUACUUGUACUGUAAAUAAUAAUAAAAAAAAUAAUAUGCCUACAGUAAAUAAUAUAACAUUGACAUUAGCUGCUAUUGCCUUUAAUAGUGGAGGUUUAUUUUAAAAAAGAAAGAGAAAGGGUGUCAUUUCAGCAUGUCAGGUCCCACCUGAGGAUCAGUCACUAUGUUAUCUGUCUUCAUGGUCUUGCUACUCAAGUGUUACUCACAUCACAACGUUUUAUUCUGAUUUAAGAAGAGAAUGUUCUAGUCCAGCUCAGGACAAUCUAGGAAAAUGUUGUUUUUCCUGUUGGUCUUGAAUUUUGUACAGCAUAUCUUGAUCCCUUUUGUAUCUCCUUCUCCUGGCGAGGAAUGUUUUCCCCUCAUUUCUGUAGUAUAUUCCAUCACAAAGUGUGUACUCUAGUUGCUGCUUGACAAUGAUAUUACUGUACAAUCAUGGUUCAUUUGUAUUCAUUUAAUUGUAUUCUUUUUAAACAUAUUCUGUUUUACAAAACUUCAUCUCAUACAGUGUCCUUGUACGGUUUGACCUUUUUUUGUUUAUACUCCUGAACACGUUCCAAUAUGUUUUUUUUUUUAGACAAAAAUUAAUUUAAUUUUUCAAUAAAUAAAUAUACUGA